Nerophis ophidion (straightnose pipefish) is the source of this 3993-nucleotide messenger RNA. RefSeq names its product 1-acylglycerol-3-phosphate O-acyltransferase 5 (lysophosphatidic acid acyltransferase, epsilon) (gene agpat5). The record is from RefSeq and is a predicted model, not a curated record. The transcript has 8 exons. Gene Ontology annotation, cellular component: mitochondrion; endomembrane system. Gene Ontology annotation, molecular function: acyltransferase activity. Lineage: Eukaryota; Metazoa; Chordata; Actinopteri; Syngnathiformes; Syngnathidae. Bases 568 to 1665 code for a protein of 365 amino acids.
UAUUGCGAGGCGUUAAACAAGGGAGGUGUGUGACAUUUGCUGCCAGAAGCUAGGUGUUAAACAGCUAGCCGAUGAAAGAGGAACUAAUGUGUAUUUAUAAUAUAACCGCUAAAUUAACACUUAGACUCGCCUUCCUUUCUGCCUCCGUUACGACACUCUUUAGUAACAUUUUAUGUCUAAACUUGUCUUCUAACGCAGCACGUUGUAGAGUAGGCUAAAUGGUUAGGACUAACUUGUACAGCAAGUAGGCUCACUUCGAGUGUGAUGCGUCUGGUUUUAUGCUGUUACGUAAAACAAAGCUUUAGGUACUUUAUUCAGUUCUAAAUGCUGCUACGGACGAAUCAUCCAAGCCGACUUGGCUGUCAUGUACACAAGGUUAAAGUUAGCUUUAGCCAGCUCCUCUCUUGCCAUCGUGCUGCAGUUGUUUAUUAAUGUCUAAUGCUGAUUACUGCCAGCAGGUGUGCUUUAAGAAGUAGGCGGGGGGAGAGCUUGGCAUUGUGUACUUAAAACUUCAGGUAUUGUUUUUUUUUUUUUACAAACAUAUUUGUUGUUAAGUGAGGUGACAACAUGCUGCUCUCCAUAGUUGUGCACACUUACUCGCUGCGGUACUGGUUCCCAGCCACCGUCAUGCUGGGGUCGGCUCCAGCAUACCUUCUGUCAUGGGGUGCUUGGCGCCUACUUUCUUCUUUUUUACCGACCAGACUAUAUCACAGGUUAGACGACCGACUGUACUGUAUCUACCAGAGCAUGGUCCUUUUCUUCUUUGAGAACUACACAGGAGUUGAGAUUGUCAUAUAUGGAGAUAUACCAAAAAACAAAGAAAAUGUUAUCUAUCUGUCCAAUCAUCAAUGUACAGCGGACUGGAUCAUCGCUGACAUGCUGGCCAUAAGGCAGAGUGCCCUCGGCCAUGUCAGAUAUGUUCUUAAAGAUGGGCUCAAGUGGCUCCCACUGUACGGAUGGUAUUUCUCUCAGCACGGAGGGAUCUAUGUGAAACGAAGUGCCAAGUUUGACGUUCAGGCAAUGACAAAGAAGCUUCGAUCUCAGAAUCAGUCAGGAGCACCAAUGUACCUCGUCAUCUUUCCGGAGGGAACGCGGUAUAAUCCCGAACUAAGGAAUGUUAUCGCUGAAAGUCAGGCCUUUGCUGCUAAAGAAGGACUCGCCGUUCUGAGACACACACUAACACCCAGGAUGAAAGCAUCACACAUCGCCCUCGAGACCAUGAGGGCCCACUUGGAUGCGGUUUAUGAUGUCACAGUGGCCUACGAGGGAACACUCGGAGUCGACGGCCAAAGAAAACCAGCGCCUUCAAUGCCGGAAUUCCUGUGCAAAGAAUGUCCGAGAGUCCACAUCCACUUCGAACGUGUGGAUGUCAAGGAAAUUCCUUCUGAGCCGCUCUUCUUCCGCAGGUGGCUGCACGAGCGCUUUGAAAUCAAGGACCGGCUGCUGGCUGACUUCUACGAGGACGACGACCGGGAGAAACUAUGCAGCUUCCCAGGUGAGGGCGCACCGUCCCACCUCAGCCUCACCAAAACCCUCCCCUCCGUGAUCAUCCUGGCGGGGCUGACGCUGCCUUUGCUGCUGACGGAGAGCGGCAGGAAACUGUACUGGAGGACGUGGGUGUACGGGACGCUGGUCGGAUGGCUGUGGGUCAACGCCCUGCCCUGACCAACAUGCGCCCUGAGGCUGCCGCCGUUCAUUUGUACGCCAACACAAGACGUGGGUUUGUGCUGACAAUGAUUUCCUGUUUGGGUUUUUUGCAGCCAGAAGGGAUGAGAAACAAGUGGUUUUGUUUUUAAGAAAAAAGAAAUAUAUAUAUAUAUAUAUAUAUAUAUAUAUAUAUAUAUAUAUAUAUAUAUAUAUAUAUAUAAGAGAUAAAAUACAUAGCCCUACCUUCUUGCUCUCCACGCAAAACAUGCAUGCUUCCCAUUCUCCUUCCUAUAUGACCAAUCCUUAAAGGCCUACUGAAACCCACUACUACCGACCACGCAGUCUGAUAGUUUAUAUAUCAAUGAUGAAAUAUUAACAUUGCAACACAAGCCAAUACGGCCUUUUUAGUUUACUAAAUUGCAAUUUUUAAUUCCCCACGAAGUGUCCUGUUGAAAAAUGACGCGUAUGAUGAUGCGUGCGUUUGACGUCACCGGUUGUAGCAGACAUUUUUUUCCUGCCCGAUCCAAGCUAUAUGUAGUCUGCUUUAAUCGCAUAAUUACACAGUAUUUUGGACAUCUGUGUUGCUGAAUCUUUUGCAAUUUGUUCAAUUAAUAAUGGAGACGUCUAAGUAGAAAGAUGGAGUUGGGAAGUUUUUAGCCUUUAGCAACACAAACACAGCCGGUGUUUCCUUGUUUAAAAUUCCCGAAGGUGAAGCUUUACUAUGGAACAGAGCGGUCAAGCAAACAUGGUUCCUGACCACAUGUCAACCGGCAGGUUCUGGUGAGAAAAUUCUGCUAAUAAGUCAGCUCUUACCGUAGACAUGAGCGGAGCUUGCGUCCUCCUGCAGCUGCGGACUAUUACCUCCUCCCACCGGAGACACUGGCGGUCACCACACCCGUGGCCACACCCCUCCGACUUUCAGGUACCAUAUAAUCUCACUAAAACACUAGUAACACAAUAAGCAGAUAAGGGAUUUUCCAGGAUUAUCCUAGUAAAUGUGUCUAAUAACAUCUGAAUCGCUCUCACUGCCCUCGCCUUUCUUAUUUUAUUUUUUUUUAUCUUUUUUUUUUUUUCUAGUCCUUCACUCUCACCAUUCAUGGGGAAAUUGUCGCUUUCUCGGUCCGAAUCGCUCUAGCUGCUGGUGGCUAUGAUUGUAAACAAUGUGAGGAUGUGAGGAGCUCUACAACCCGUGACGUCACGCCCACAUCGUCUGCUACUUCCGGUAAAGGCAAGGCUUUUUUAUUAGCGACCAAAAGUUGGGAACUUUAUCGUGGAUGUUCUCUACUAAAUCCUUUCAGCAAAAAUAUGGCAAUAUCGCGAAAUGAUCAAGUAUGACACAUAGAAUGGACCUGCUAUCCCCGUUUAAAUAAGAACAUCUCAUUUCAGUAGGCCUUUAACUCUUUUAUAAAGCAAAGGUCUGACUUACACAAACUAUGAAGUGCAUUAAUCGGCUAUUAUUUAUGCAAGGUUGCACAUGAUGCACUUAGUUCACUCCUUCUGUCACACAUUUUGUCCGUGCAUUCAGGUAACCUGACCAUGCCUCAAACGUCUGGUAAAGCCUCCAGAAGGGCUCCCUCAUCCACCAGCUGCUCAACAUUGGGCUUUGAUACUGAAAGUGAAUGUAGCCAUUGAAAGUCUAAUAUGCAUAUAUGAUGACGUUGUAUGACUCGAGGAUGAGUUAGUAUUAUGAAUGCAUGCCAACGCUAUAAUUGUCCUCCUAAAAACAAAUGUCCAUUGCCAAAUCCUGUUGUCCUUUAUCAGUUUUUUACGUUCAGCAAUAAUUUAUCAAUGCCAGCCUUGUGGAUCCUAUUCCCCUUUUCCUCCUAAAUGUUACUUCGGGACUAUCUAUCUACCUUGCUGUUAAGCAACAACAAAAGAACAGUGUUACAAAGCCAUGCAAACUAAAAAGCCAUGUGUGUUAUUUACAUCUCUGCUGUUUGUUCUAUUUCACUUUCCACACGUCGCAGUCUCUCUAUUUUUAAAGACAUGUUUUUAUACCUCAUCCAUCAAUCAGGUUAUGCUACUUUUGUGUUCCAAUACGUCUCAAAUUUUAUAAUAACUUUCAGGAUUUUUUUUUUUUUUUACAUGACAGCAUUUAAAUUUUGAAAAACUGCAAACGUGUGCCUUCUCUUUGGAGGAAGGAGUGUGUCCUCGGCCCUCACCCAGAGGAUGUCUUUGCAAGGGCGUUCAGCAGCCCUGUGUGUGUGUGCGUGUGUGCUGACUUUAUUGUCCGCACAUCACAGUGGCUCAUUUGCUCCUGAAGGACUUCUUUACAGAUUUUGACCAAUUUUACGUGUUGUGGGUUCAGGAGGUGAGUGAAAUAAAGUGUUUUCCCUGGGAGAGAAA